CUCUUUAUGGGAAAAAAAAUAAUAAUUACUUGUUGAUGCAUGUAACUCCAUUGACAACUUCUAUGGAAGUAAAAACUCAAAAUAACAACAACCACAAGUUUCACUGCCCACAGCUUGUGAAGAAUCCAACACUUUUUGAUGUAUUGGUGACGCCUAACCUUUAUGGUGACAUUAUCAGCGACCUUUGUGCUGGAUUGAUUGGGGGAUUGGGUCUAACACCAAGGUAAAUGUACAUCGUUUAUAAUCAGUAAUUGUUACAUACAUCCUCUUAUUUGACGGCAUGACUUCUUGUGCAGUUGCAACAUUGGUGAGGGUGGAAUAUUACUAAUUGAUGUUACCCCUGCACCAAGGACCCUCCACCCUUGGACCUUUGCAAGCAAUUUUACUAGUUGAUGUUACCCCUUUUGAAAAUUUUCUAAUGAAGGAUAUAGUCAUGC
Rubroshorea leprosula is the source of this 437-nucleotide messenger RNA. NCBI's taxonomy places the organism in Eukaryota, Viridiplantae, Streptophyta, Magnoliopsida, Malvales, Dipterocarpaceae. The record is from the annotation of a GenBank genome assembly.